AACUAUCUAUAGACUAUAAUCAAUUGCCGCACUACCGAUUCUAUCUUUUAUCCUCUUCUAUCUCCGCUUUCCGUUCUUUCCAUCCAGUCUGCCAAUCCUGAUUUCGAUUCGGUCCGUAUCCCCCAUGGCAGUGGCCAACGCUUGGGCCACGGGGCAUUCCGCCGUCCCUCCGCCGCUCCGACUCUCUUCCUCUUCACCUGAAUCCAUAAACCCUCUUCGCAAGAAAAAGCCCCUGCUUAAUUUACCGAACACGUUUCUUCUUGGAAGACGCAGGAACUCCACCCUAUCGUGCCGCUGUAGCAAUGAUUUUGAGAGCAAUAGGAAUUAUGGUGACAUUAGCAGUAAUAAUAUCAGUUCCGGCUGUUCAUCAUCAUCAUCGCCACACUCAUCUGUGCAUUGGGAUUGGAAUAGGUGGACUAGCCAUUUCUCGGAUAUCGAGCAGGCUGAAAGCUAUACCUCUGUUCUCAAGUUUCAACUAGAAGAUGCAGUAGAGAAGGAAGACUUCCAGGAAGCUGCAAAGUUAAAAGUGGCUAUUGCUGAAGCAACAUCAAAGGAUACUGUUGCCGAAAUUAUGUUGCAGUUGAAGAAUGCAAUUGACGAAGAGCGCUAUAAUGAUGCUUCAAGGAUAUGCCGAAGUACGGCAAGCGGACUGGUCGGUUGGUGGGUUGGCUAUUCUAAGGAUUCCUCCGAUCCUUUUGGGAGAUUAAUUCGAAUUACUCCAGGAACUGGUCGGUUUGUUGGAAAAAGUUAUAGUCCUAGACAGUUGGUUACGUCAGCUCCUGGAACUCCUCUGUUUGAAAUCUUUGUGGUUAAAGAUGCCAAUGAGACCUAUAACAUGCAGGUUGUAUUUCUAAAAAACACUAAAGGGAAUUCAACAAACUUAAGUCCAUCCGAUACAUCCACCAACGGGCCAUCAACUGAUGAAACUGAAAAUGCGUCUGUAGCUAAUGAUAAGCAAGAAGAAAGUGAAGCAGAAAUGGGUGAAGGUAAGAGCAUCAAUGUAGAAGGAGCCGCUGAAGAAGGAAUAAAGAGUGUUAUAAAUUUUCUCAAGGAGAAAAUCCCAGAACUAAAGGUUAAAGUGAUGAAAGUUGACGUUGCUGAGGAUAUUAACGAGGAAACUGUGAAGGAGUUUAUUGGAGAAGACAGUGAAACCACAACCAGUGAAGAGUCAGAUGAGGAAGCUUCUGAUGUAGAUAACAAUAGACCUGAUAUAGUUUCUGCCCAUGGAGAGAGUGACACAAUGGAAGAUGAAAACAAUUUAGACAUGAAACUUUACAUUGGAGGGGUUUUACAUAAUAAAGAAGACAAUCCUGGAAAGGAUGAAUUUAUACGUGUACCAGCUGACAUAAAAGAUAUGGAGAAAGACUCAUUUCUCUUGCAUAUUCCUAAGAGGCAUCUAGAUAAUAAUACUGAUGAGAAUAUUGCAUCUAAAGUUAAGGUGGCUGCAAUUGCUACACAGGGUGUUUCUGAGCUUAUGCCUCCUGAUGUUGCCAAGGCAUUUUGGAGUUCAGAAAAAAUUCCUCCAAAGGUAUCUAGAGAUGUACGUGAAAUAGUAAAACUUGCUGUCAGUCAGGCACAGAAGCAAAGUCGGCUAUCUGAAUAUACAUAUUUUAAUCGUAUCAAUAUCUCCAAAGGUGAUUUAGAUCCUUUCGAAGGUCUAUAUGUUGGUGCUUUUGGUCCAUAUGGCACUGAAGUAGUUCAAUUAAGGCUCAAAUAUGGUAACUGGAAAACGAAUAAUGAUGAUAAGUCAAGUGAUGUGGAGUUCUUUGAAUAUGUUGAAGCUGUCAAGCUGACAGGGGAUUUGAAUGUUCCUGCUGGGCAGGUAACAUUUCGUGCUAAAGUAGGGAAGGGUAGCCGUCAUGCCAACCAGGGAAUGUAUCCGCCGGAACUCGGGGUGGUUGCAAGUUACAAAGGGCAGGGAAGAAUUGCAGAAUUUGGGUUCCGGAAUCCUAAAUGGGUGGAGGGGGAGCUCCUUCAACUGAAUGGCAAGGGUUUUGGGCCGUAUGUCAAAGGAGCAGACCUUGGCUUUCUCUAUGUUGUCCCUGAGCAAAGUUUUCUUGUGCUAUUUAAUCGUUUGAAACUUCCUGAGUGAGUGGUAUCGCAACUGCAUUCCUUUUUAUGUUUUCUUGCCGCUGAAAUUUUGCUAUUGUGGAUGAAAUAACAUAACCCCCUUGCCCUCCUCCCCGAAGUUUUGUAAUACAACCUUUUGUUCACUAAAGUAGUGGUGUAUAUGUCAUGGUGUGUUGUUAUUGAA
Messenger RNA from Andrographis paniculata, 2254 nucleotides. Its product is annotated as protein EXECUTER 2, chloroplastic. Bases 125 to 2092 code for a protein of 655 amino acids. The transcript is spliced from 11 exons. Gene Ontology annotation, biological process: singlet oxygen-mediated programmed cell death; response to singlet oxygen. The record is from RefSeq and is a predicted model, not a curated record. Gene Ontology annotation, cellular component: thylakoid membrane. Lineage: Eukaryota; Viridiplantae; Streptophyta; Magnoliopsida; Lamiales; Acanthaceae.